Messenger RNA from Rhizoctonia solani, 2931 nucleotides. Its product is annotated as pectate lyase. The transcript is spliced from 9 exons. Gene Ontology annotation, molecular function: pectate lyase activity. The record is from RefSeq and is a predicted model, not a curated record. The coding region runs from base 1 to 2931 and encodes 976 amino acids. Lineage: Eukaryota; Fungi; Basidiomycota; Agaricomycetes; Cantharellales; Ceratobasidiaceae.
AUGCACUCUGUCUCUCGUCGAAUACACAGCUCGUCAACAUGGUUAAAAAAGCUAAAAAUUCCAGACACUGAUGUCCCCAAGAAACCACAUAUUCCGAGUCCCAAGGAGAAAGAGCUGAUGUUUAAACGGCGAGUUGAAAAGGCCGAGCGAGAUGAACGUGUGGACAUUAGUAUGUCGCUCACAGAGGUCAAAACAUAUCAAGGUGGAUUCACUCAACCUCGCAACCUUCGCGCAUCCAAUUGGUUCCCGGGAGGGACAUAUAUUGCCAAAAAUAAAGUCUACGAAAAGCCACUCGACUCGGCGUACACACCCCACACAGUCUACAUCCUCGAGUCCCGUUAUCCAAUCAAGACCGAAGAAGCAGGCCGCCCCGAUGUCCCAGAACACAUAGUCGACGUUAUUCACCAACCUCUCUGGCUUCGGCACUUGAAAUACAAAAAUUCCACCAAAGUCGGCGGGCAUACGAGAUUGAGUAUGGAUGCUGCAUGGUGGCCUUUCCUAUCCCGCCGGAUACGAAAAACAGAACCAGAGGUGUGGUGGGAGAAGGGCGAGGAUCCUGAGCAACUCAGGCUUGAAGCUCUGGGUUUGACCGAGUCCGAUGGUCCACCUGAACCUCUUCGUGAGUUCUACAAGGAUAUCACACAAUACCGUGCCAAUGGGUCAAAAAUUGUCGAGGUCACGCCUACGAAGACUAUUUCCCCACAACGAAAAGGAAUGUCCAUCGGCGAGAUCAGAGCAGAGUACGAGCCUUUAUUAGAAAAGGAGCCGUUUUGGAGACCGCUGGUCGCUGUAACACUCGCAACUCGACCGCUCGCAAACACUCUCGUCCGACUGUGUAGAAGCCUACCAAGGGGAUUGGCAUUCUACGCCAGUAUCGAUACACACGAUCGUAAAACUGUUCUCUCCUUCCCCGACCGAAUGCGUCUCUUACGACUCCGACGAAUGCGCGAACUCACGAUUGAGAUUGCCCGACGACUUGAGGGGUAUUAUGGAGGGUUUAUUGGGAUACGAUUUAAUCAAAAUGACAAAGGCCGAGCGAUUCGCGGGGAACGACUUGAACAGCCUUUGCCUGAUUCGCUUAGGGUGGUAAAAGUUGGGUUGGGAGAAUGGUAUGGAUUGGAAAAGGAGAUGGAGUUAUGGAAGUUGGAGGCUGCCGAUGCAGGAGUGGAAAUCGAUAUAAAGCCUAUGGACGAGUGGGGGAGGAGAUUGGACGAGAAUGGUGCGGUUUUGCCAGGCCAGGAGAUUGAGAAGGAUGCAGAGUAUCAGGAUCAUGAGAAGCAGACAUUUGACAGUCAGGACAAAGACGAUGCACUUAAAGAUGAGGAGGACGGAGAUAAAGUUACUGACGAUAGGAAACAACGGACCAUGAGGGUGGGCUCUGCUGUGAAAAGUGAGAAGGACGCUACCAUAGGCAUGGAAAAGAAGAUUGCAUCUGCAGUGCACAUACGGACCGUCUCCCGGGCCGAGCACAUCAACUGUCUCUUCGCUGCAUUGGAACACUGUCGCAUGACCAAGGGCCAAGUCUACGGGCUUAAGCCUUACACAGGAGCACCCCCAAACCUCCCGUCUAGAAAGCCAUUCGGUUUUGCGUCCAAAUCUACAGGAGGAUCACUCAACGCAUCGGCAGUAUAUCUUGCCACAAACGCGGCUGAAUUGAGAGAGGCGCUCGCUUUACCAUACACUAAGACAGUCUACGUCAAGGGUGUGAUCAACGGCAACGAAUUCGAUGAUGGUACCCGGGCUUCAUGCCAGGAUUAUAUCGACGCUACGGGGUCCGCGGGUGCUGCGAUUCGUACAUAUAACUUUACCGAGUACAUCUACAGUCUAAAUUCUACCUACCUCGCCGAAGUCUCGGCAGCAGCAGCAGCCAACAAGCCCUUCAACGGUCGAAACGCAACGGAGUAUCGCUCUUACCUUGGAAAGCUUAAUGGUUGGAGACCAGUUGUCUCCAACACACAAAAGGCUACCGUCGGUUUCCGAGUUCCAAGCAAUACGUCCAUCAUCGGGCUCGACUCGAGUGCCGCGCUGAAUGGAAUUAAUCUCUACUUGAACUCGGUGGACAACAUCUGGAUUCGAAACCUCAAGCUGGUGUCUCCUGCAGAUUGUUUCCCUGCACCUGAGACGUACCCGAGUUCAUGGAAUGCCAAGUUCGACGCGGUUGGGUUGGUUACUGCCACGAAUGUUUGGGUCGAUGGAUGUGAACUGCAAGAUCAGCUAAAUGGGGAAUAUGUAGACCCCGAUAUUAUUCCGCCUGGUUGGGAGGUUGAUCGUUUUGAUGGUCUCUUUGAUUGCGAAGAUGGUUCUGAUAACGUAACUUUCUCACAUAACAUUGUCAAAAACCACCACAAAUCCCUCUUACUAGGAGGCGGAGCUAAAGAAGCCGACCGCGACCUGGGCAAGAUGCGAUUUACCAUCUUUGGAAAUCACUUCCAGAACUCGGCCUCGCGCAACCCUUUGAUGCGAUUCGGUUCAUACGACAUUGCCGCCAACCUAUUUGAAUCGACGAAUAACAAAAAUCCGGUUUACAAACGUGCAACUGCCCCUGCCGAUGCAGUAUUCCAAUACCACAUGGGAGUUUACAACCAGUCGCGGGUGCAGCUCCAAGACAAUGUGUUUAUUCAGACCGGCUCGGUUCCGGACGAUAUCUCUAGAAUUUUCACCGUUACUGAAAAUUUGUUGAAGGAUAGACCUGCCAAGCUAUGUGUCCGCCCUGGUUCAUUCACAUCCACGAUGAAUACCAAGGCGGUGGACCUAGUGGGGGCUGCCAAGGGCGCGCUAGAUUAUGCCGUGAGCAAGGGAAGGGCCGUGGCAGCCGGUCUGGUAUUUACGUGUGAUGGGUUUACGGCGGUUGGGACGCCUGUGUCUACCGCGUUCAAGACCUAUAGUGAGGUACAGGCAUAUGUCCGGGCCCAAUCUGGACAAAAGAAAUAA